AAACCUUAUCAUUGUUUCCCAGAUGCCCAGAUAAGUCAAAUCAAAUGUCAUUUCAAACAAUAAAAAAACAACGACAGGGUUGUUCCGUUUCAUAAAGUGGAAAUAUGUGAACAAAACAGUGAAAACCUCUCACAAUUACCAAAAAUCAAAAUUAAUAUGUUCUACAUUCUCGCAGCAUUGAUUUUACUAACUGUCAACCCCAGCAUUUCCGAAAACCCACCUGAAAAAAAGCCCAAACCAUCGCCAACUCCUUUCCAAGACUGGGACUACAUUGUGUACAGCCAGCGAUGGCCCAUCACCGGCUGUUCUCAAUGGGAAGAACGAAGCUCUCAAAACACCUGCAGUCUCCCCCAUGACAAUACCACGUGGACUGUGCAUGGACUUUGGCCCACGAAAAUCGGCGCUAACGGGCCAUUUUUCUGCAACUCGGCUAUACAUUUUGACCCCGACCAACUAGCACCGAUGAUGAAAGAAUUGCAAGAAUACUGGACGAACGUGGAAGCUAACACCAAGCCAAACUCUCUAUGGAAACACGAAUGGAACAAGCACGGGACGUGCGCCGCCAGCUUGCCGCAACUGAACAGCGUAACCAAUUAUUUUAAACAGGGUUUGGAGUGGAACCAGGAUUUUCGGUUGUCAAGUAUGCUGUCCAAGAGUAAUAUCGUUCCUAACACACAAGGGUAUAACAUCAGCGAUGUAUACAACGCUGUGAAGGUCGCAACGGGAAAGAAUCCGGAGAUCGAGUGUGUGGUUGACGGUAAGAGCAAGCAGUCUCUUAUUAGCGAAAUUCGGUUGUGUUUCAACAAAAGUCUAGAUUUGAUCGAUUGUAAUGUUUCUAAAUUCGGGGGUCAGGAUGGGGAUAUUUUGAGCAACUGCAACGGUAAUAAGAACGUGAUGUAUUUCGCAACGGUUCCUAAUAACACGUACACCGAGGAGGUCAUACGAGAUGUAUACUUUGAUGAUGUCGAUGAACCAAAUUUGGAAAUUUGUAUAGAGUACUUCAACUUUCAAGGGAGGCUACUCAAGUUAUAUAGUAUAAUUAAAUUUCUAAUGUGGUUUACAUUGUAGAUAUUUUAUAGGAAAUAUUCAGUCCAUUUGAGAAGUGUCUCAUGUGUUUACCCCAACUUUUUUUUUUUCAUUUAAUACGUAAUAGUAAAAUUGGGUUCACGGGUCGCCACAGGAAAACAGUGUCGUGACUUAAUUCACACGUUUGAACUUGAUACGCUUGUCACUUGUCAUAACGAAAGCCAAAAAAAUCAGGUUAUGUCAUUGUGCAGGGUGCAGGCACUUUCGUGAAUUGAUUCAUUACCUUGUUAAUUUUUUCGUGGCAAAAAGCAAUAUUUAUUUUAGUAAAUUUUUCCAGUCUAAAUUUCUGAAAUCAGUUGAUAGCACCGUAAGCACAUAAGUCACUCCAGACUAAUUCUAAUUUUGCUAUUCUACCCUAGUAUAAAAAACAAAAAAUAUUUUCCCUAUACCAUUAAUCUUAUUUUACCUGAGGUUUUGUGGUUCCCACUAGGAGGGUCCCCGUUUUUGUUAAACACACCACUUCAAUUAAUUGAGAUAAAACACAUAUCCCUAUAACAUCCGUUAACAAUCGAUACAGGGUUUUAGAAAACGAUAAGCACCAUAGACGACUCAUAUACGAAAAACCGGACAAAUGAAUAACGUGUACCGCAAUAUGUGUUAAUUGUCUGAUUGUCGAAAUUUUCGUUAAACAAUACUAUGCAUGGAACCCCUUAAUGUGUAACGCAUUAUGUGCGAUUUUCGUAAGAUAUGUCUUACUGAAAUUGUCUAAUGUGUUUAUAAUACAGUCGUUUGCAUUUUCACUUGACGAUAUUUUCAAAAAUUUUAACACGUAGAGUCAGGUUGAAAUAGCAGACACUGUUUCCUACUAGUUCGUUUGUUAAGCAGAAUCUUUAUGUAAUAGUAACUUGUGUAAUUGGUGUAACACAGUGUAAUAGAAAAUGUGUUUGGAUUGAUGAAUAGGAUUUUUAAAUACCAGCUGGAGAUUUCAGACAGGCAGAACACAUUGUCACUUUACGUAUGUUUUUCGUUAAAAGUGUAAAAUUGGAGACGUAACGCAUUCACAUUACCUCAGUUAUUCUUUAGGUAGAUUUUGUAAAAAGUGAUAGCGGCACAUAAUUUUUUUGUAGAGGAACCAAGGUAUUUAGAACUACUUAAGUUAGUCAUGGGAUUUAGAAAAGUCUACAGUCUGGUUUGCUUGUAUAUUUUGAAGGAACAUUGUAAAUUUAUUUAUUUUUUUAUUUUAUACAUUCCUGUGACUACCAGUGCAGUAUUUUUUACUUUGUUUUGAUUUCAUGACACAGAUAAGUUACAGUACUUACGGACAUGUUUGAGUACUGAAGAGAAUGAUUAUAUUAUAUUUGCUCAAGACAAGACGCUUCCUUCAGGAUAUGUUUAAUUUAUGUCUGUAUAAAUUUAUGUUCUGUUGUAGAAUAAAUUAUGUUGACUAUCCAGAA
Messenger RNA from Zophobas morio, 2480 nucleotides. RefSeq names its product ribonuclease Oy. Gene Ontology annotation, cellular component: extracellular region. The coding region runs from base 157 to 1068 and encodes 303 amino acids. Gene Ontology annotation, molecular function: ribonuclease T2 activity; RNA binding. Lineage: Eukaryota; Metazoa; Arthropoda; Insecta; Coleoptera; Tenebrionidae. Gene Ontology annotation, biological process: RNA catabolic process. The record is from RefSeq and is a predicted model, not a curated record. The transcript is spliced from 2 exons.